Mercenaria mercenaria is the source of this 1077-nucleotide messenger RNA. RefSeq names its product iron-sulfur protein NUBPL-like. Gene Ontology annotation, molecular function: 4 iron, 4 sulfur cluster binding; ATP binding; ATP-dependent FeS chaperone activity. Bases 77 to 1006 code for a protein of 309 amino acids. Gene Ontology annotation, cellular component: mitochondrion. Lineage: Eukaryota; Metazoa; Mollusca; Bivalvia; Venerida; Veneridae. The record is from RefSeq and is a predicted model, not a curated record. The transcript is spliced from 10 exons. Gene Ontology annotation, biological process: mitochondrial respiratory chain complex I assembly; iron-sulfur cluster assembly.
UACUCUUUAAAUAAGAGGUAACCGGCGUACACAUAAGUUUUACCAACAGAAAAUAUUUGAUUAUUUCGAAUUAAGGAUGCAAAGAAAGCAGUAUAUAAGAAGAAUUCUUAAUGUGAUUGGUCAAAUGCGUCAAUAUUCAACCCAUGACAAUCCAUUGGGUAUUCCAGGACAAAAUUUAAAAGAUCACCAGAAGAAUUUGAUGUCAAGAGGGUUACCAAAGAAAGCCCCAAUAGCUGGAGUAAAGAAUGUUAUUGUAAUAGCCUCAGGCAAAGGCGGUGUCGGUAAAUCUACAACAUCAGUGAACCUAGCUCUUGCAAUGGCUGCAAAUGAACCAGAUAAACGUAUUGGUUUACUAGACGCUGAUGUGUAUGGACCUUCUAUACCCACCAUGAUGAAUCUCCAGGGAGAACCUCAUCUCAAUGAUAAAAACCAGAUGAUUCCUUUGAUAAAUCUUGGAAUAAAAUGCAUGUCAAUGGGAUUCCUGGUGGAUGAAAAGUCGCCUAUAGUUUGGCGUGGUCCUAUGGUAAUGUCCGCUGUACAGAGAUUACUGAGGCAAGUAGAUUGGAGCCCACUUGACUAUCUGCUUGUUGAUAUGCCACCAGGAACUGGAGACACACAGUUAUCAAUGUCACAGAAUAUACCAAUUGAUGGUGCUGUGAUAGUGUCAACUCCACAAGAUAUUGCUCUGCUGGAUGCUCGAAGAGGAGCAGAAAUGUUCCGCAAAGUUGAUGUUCCAGUCCUUGGUAUGGUGCAGAACAUGAGUGUAUAUGUGUGUCCAAAGUGUGGUCAUGUUGAGCAUGUGUUUGGGGAAGAUGGAGCACACAAGGUGGCUGCAGAGAUGGAGAUAGAUUUACUUGGUGACGUUCCACUGAACAGACGGAUCCGAGAAACAAGUGACACUGGUCAGCCUAUUGUGAUAUCUGAGCCAGACAGUCCACAGGCGGAGGUGUAUAGAUCAAUAGCCUGGAAAAUAGUUGACAAAUUAACAAAAUUGGACAAAACGUGAAAUGUAUGAUGUAUCUUAGUAUCUACACAGUAAUGUAUUAUGAAAUAAAUGUUUUUUAAGUUUUAAAAAAA